UAGUUUUCCGAAAGAUCCCGCAGUCUCUUUUCAUGAAGAGCCGGGCACAUCAGGUUGCAGACAGUCUUGAAGGCUUUUAUAUAGUGCUUGAAUGAAGACGUGGUACGAUCACUGAUCGCUUAGUUGACAAGCAGCCUCCUCAUUAUUGCUCGAAACUGCCAUUGUCGCAAGUUCAAGUCACAAUCAAAUCCACAUACCUCUGUCUCCACAUGCUCAGGGCAAGGCCUUCGAUGAAGCAGAUCACGUCGGCCAGAGUUGCUGCAUUUGCCGGGAUCGUAGCUUGGAUCGUCAGUUUCAGCACUCCCGCAGCAUCGGCCGCACAGGACAUAGUGGUCGCGCCCUUGGCCCGCGCCGAGACUGCGGCCGCGAAGUCGCAUAUCGGACAGCACCAGGCCUCUACCGAUGAAACUGUCUGCGAUGUUUGCAAGGACGCCGGGCGCGCUUAUUGCAACUGCACUGCAUGAACACCCCUCCCAGUCUUGGUUACUUCACUGGUCUUCAAUUCGAAAAAAUGCCCUCCAAAUAGUUCAUCAAUGAAGGCAUGAGAAAUGAACUGAGG
Messenger RNA from Puccinia graminis f. sp. tritici CRL 75-36-700-3, 559 nucleotides. RefSeq lists its product as uncharacterized. The record is from RefSeq and is a predicted model, not a curated record. The transcript has a single exon. NCBI's taxonomy places the organism in Eukaryota, Fungi, Basidiomycota, Pucciniomycetes, Pucciniales, Pucciniaceae. Bases 210 to 464 code for a protein of 84 amino acids.